Silurus meridionalis is the source of this 3220-nucleotide messenger RNA. RefSeq names its product alkaline ceramidase 3 (gene acer3). Gene Ontology annotation, biological process: ceramide metabolic process; phytosphingosine biosynthetic process. The transcript is spliced from 11 exons. The coding region runs from base 68 to 871 and encodes 267 amino acids. The record is from RefSeq and is a predicted model, not a curated record. Gene Ontology annotation, cellular component: endoplasmic reticulum membrane. Lineage: Eukaryota; Metazoa; Chordata; Actinopteri; Siluriformes; Siluridae.
AUUCUCCAGAGCCCGUUAGUACACGCCCCUCCUUUUCGGCAGCGGAAGCCACGCCCUCUUGUUCAUCAUGGCUCCUGCGGCGGACAGACAUGGUUACUGGGGAGCUCCAACCUCAACAUUGGACUGGUGUGAAGAAAAUUAUGUCGUCUCAUAUUACAUCGCAGAAUUCUAUAACACAGUCAGUAAUCUCAUUAUGAUCCUUCCACCGAUUUAUGGGGCGUUCCAGUUGUUUAAAAACGGAUUUGAGUUCCGCUACAUUUUGUCCUUUUUGGGACUUGCAGCUGUUGGCAUCGGCUCAUGGUGCUUCCACAUGACGCUAAAAUACGAAAUGCAGCUGCUAGAUGAGCUGCCAAUGAUCUACAGCUGCUGCAUUUUCGUUUACUGUUUAUAUGAAUGCUUCAAGCAAGAGAAUGCAGUUAGCUAUUUGCCAAUUGCACUCCUCCUCAUCUUCAGUGUUACAGUCAGUGUGGUGUAUUUGCAGUGGAAGGAACCAGUAUUUCAUCAGGUCAUGUAUGCAGUGCUGGUGGCUUUUUUAGUGUUUCGCUCGAUUUUCAUAGUAACAUGGGUGUAUCCAUGGAUGAGAGAGCUGUGCUACACCUCCUUAUCCGUCUUCCUGUUGGGAUUUGUUUUAUGGAACAUUGAUAAUAUAUUCUGUGACUCUUUAAGAGCCACAAGACAGAAGCUGCCCCCUGUAGUCGGAGCAGUGACACAGCUCCAUGCAUGGUGGCACAUUCUGACAGGACUCGGCUCCUACUUGCACAUUCUACUCAGUCUUCAGAUUCGGACCACCUACCUCAAGUACAGACCGAAAUUAAAGCUUGUAUGUGGCUUAUUGCCUGUGCUGCACAUCGAGUCCCAGAAGACAAGUUGAAGGAAUGUUGAGGGGAUGAGCUCACGGAUCACAGAGCUCGAGCGCUUCAAAGCCCAGCCAUUUGCCUCCAGCCUGAUCGGGGAAGUGAGCAGCAGCUGGCUGUACCCUCAAUCCCCUUCAGUUUGAAAGUGUAGUUUGUACUUCCCAUGUUAUGGAAAAUGCUCAGAUUGUAUUGAUUAAUCAUUGAUUAGAUCAGACAUUUGUGGAAGGAGACAGCACAGCCGCUUAAUUUCUGUCAAGUACGUUACUUAUCCGCUGCCACACACUCAUGUGAGACCUGAAUUACGUUCAGACUAGCAAGCGACACAACAAUAGCUGGCUGUAAAAAAAGAAAUUAUAUACAGACAUUACUGACAUAAAAAGAUAUUCAUCUGCCUGUGUUGCUCGUACAUACUUAAGCAUGUAACAUAAACCAAACUUAAUAAUAUUAAUAAAUCAUAUAGUGUUAUAUAGAUUUUGUUUUGGCAUCUAUCAUUUCUCUAAAGAGACUUGUCGCUUGCUAGUGUGAAAGCUAAUGAAUGGAGAUCAUGGUCAGUGCCUGAUUUUAUUAUUUGUUAUUAUUUUUCACAUGUAUCUACCUUGGAAUGAUGUUAAAACUUGAUAUUGAUUGCAAGCAUUAUAUAUAUUUUCAUUAUUUGCUUAAUCAUUAAUAUAUAUUUUUGCUCUGCUUCCAAAUCAUGACGCAUCACUAUUUACAAAAAAAAAAAAAAAAAAAAAGAAUAUUUUUUCCUGGUCUCUGCUCUGGCUAAGUUUAUGAUUAAGUGUUUAGCUUUUUUUUAAGGAUCAUAAAAGGUGAAUUUAAAAGGGUCUUGAGAUUAGUGAUGGCUUGAUGCUAAUCUUAUGGGGGGGAAAAAAAGUCAAAUUCUUUAACUGGAAUUGAUUGUUGUAUUAGCUUGUUUUUUUGGGGGGAUACUGGAUCCUCAUUUUUGAAGGAAUUGACUGAAUGAAUGAAUUUCACAUUGUGCUAAUUACUGUAAACAAAUUUCAUAGUGUUGUCUUGAUGAAUGUACAGGCAUUUGUUUUACUUAAAAUUAGGGAUGCAUUCAUACUUAUAUCAGUAUCAGAUAUCGAUCAGAAAUUGAACGUGAAAUAUUGCGACUUCAUGCGCACGCACUUCCUCUCUGCGAGCACUGAGACACCCCCCAUGUUACGAGGGUUUUAAUCAUCAGGCUUGCUAAGAAUUACCACUUUUGCCAUGACGUAAAAAUUGAGUUAAUUUCAAAAAGCUCAGCAACUACCAACAUAAAUAAAGCUGAAUGUUCCCUGACUCCUCAGACUCUUCAGUUCUCUGUCAGUUACUCAUUUCCUUUUCGGGCUCAUAGUAUUUUGAAGCUCGAGCUCCGUCUUAAUGGUAUUGAUGCAUCCCUAAUUUUAUUUAACAAUGUUAUUGAUUCCUAUAUGUGAUGAUCAUUAAUUUUGCUGUUGUUAUUGUGAUUUUUGUAUUUAUUUACAUUACUGGUCCCGGAAGUAUUUUAUGAAGGACCACUUGCCUGUGAAGUGGCACAUAAUUUUCUGUGGGAAAAGCAGGCUUUAAGCGAUCCAUCAAUUUCAUCAUCCUUCUAAACACUAAGAAGUGAAUGAUAGUCAUUUGGAGCGCAAUUUUAGAAAAUCAAGCAUUUAUCUAUCUUUGUCAAUACCCUACUCUAUGCACAAUAACAUCAUUUUUGGGAAUGACUCUGCUCAUACCCGCACAUUGACGUAUGGACCCGACACGAGCUGCACAUCUAAAGGGAAUCGUUUAUUCUCGCUCUUCGGAGUAGCACCGAGUUCCACAAACACAUUCUGCAUACACCGUUUUACCUCUGGGUGAACUUGUAUUCGUUUACUUAAACUAUCAAUGUGAAUUGUUGACAAUGAUAAUAGAUGUACCACGUCUACGUUUUUUUUGUUCUGUUCAGUGAAUGUCGUUGUGUGUUACAUGUAUACAUCUGUGUGUUACUGCAUCACUAUAUGAAGCUGAAGUGUAAUAUUGAACAUAUUUGUAUGUUGCUGCUUUGGUUAGAGUGGACCUGCUGAUAUUAUCAAGUGUGCCUUAGACGUAGUCCUAUUGGACUUGAUAUUACCAUAUACUAUCUAUACAUACAGUUGUCUUGAAUGUCAAAUGCUAGUUCCUGUAUGUUAUUCUCAUUGUAAUGUCAUAUAAGGCAAAAAGAACAAACAAGGAACUAGUGCCAAUACGGUUCCUGUGCCAUUUUAUGACAGCAUCGAUCGACUACCUUAUUUACUUCUGUAAAAUCAUUAAGCAUACCAUGUUGAAACCACUGCACAAGUUUUUGUCUUGAUGCUUCAUUUACCUGCUGAAUGUUGAGUCAUUUAGGAAUUAUGUUAUUAAAGUCAGUGUCAGUGGUG